CAAGAAUUUCUGCAUAGAUGCCAAGAGUAAUCUAACCCAUUGCCUUGACUUUGCUAGUGCCAUCCUUUCCAGUUGAGCUACAGGAGUCACAGCACAAAUUAGUUUGGAAGAUACAACAAAUGCCCCAUUAUAAAGAAAAAAAGGCUAUUUUGUGUUUUCAUUCUGUCAUGUCCAGGAUCUCACAGUGUUUCUGGAAGGAAUGCAUUUGCGUAUGCUGCUCUGGGUCCUGCUGAUUCCCUCAACAGAAAGUGUCACAUUUCAGCAUCUGGUUUUCAUAGUCAAUACAGGAUGUUGUCAAAGUGCAAUAAAGCAACAGUACUUUAGAAAUAAAACAGAAUUGGUCUGGACACUUUUUGUUGAGGUGAGAACAGUUGUUCGUCUUUUUUGUGAGGAUUUGUCCGAAGUAAAAAAGGCAGUCCAGCCCACAGGACAACACUGGAGACAACUGCCAUCUCACUGAAAAGUGCACAUCUUCACAUUUUCACAUGUGGAACUGCCACAAAGACCAAAAUGAUCUGGAUUAUUUUAUUUCUGAAUCUUCUUGCUUCAUCAACUGAAAAUAGUAGCCAUACUCAUCGCAAUGAACCUGUUAUAUUAACUGAGGAGACUGAGUACAUCUCUCUUCAAGGUCAAAAAGAAUAUUAUCACAGAGAUGCAGGCAAAGACAAGUGCACUAUGCCAUGUGAAAUGACUGCAAAGCUAAUGCGUGAUGAAAAACAUUCCUUGUGCAUUAAUCUCCAGCAUACCAUGGUGUCAUAUACAAGAAACACUAGGAAGCUGAUCAGAGAUCUCAUUGAUGAACAGCAAAAGGCUUUGGAAUUUCUCUCAAGUCAGAUAAUGGAGCUUAUGGCCAAAGUAAACACACUCAGUUCAGAUGUGCAGAGAAGCAACAGUGACAUCUUUUCCGUGAAGCCCAUGGAGUCCCACGGAAAAGACUGUAGUGAUAUCAAAGAGACACUAGGUGUCGUUUCUCCAAAAAUCCCUAGUGGAAUUUAUAUCAUUCAGCCAGAAAACACAGAUGUUUCAUUUGAGGUGUUCUGUGAGAUGGAUUACAUGGAAGGCGGAUGGACAGUAAUACAGAGACGGACUGAUGGUCUCACUGACUUUAAACGAAUGUGGUCACAGUACUUGGACGGAUUUGGACACUUACCAGGUGAACACUGGUUGGGUUUGAGGAAGAUCUUCAAUAUUGUGAGUCAGAGGAACACACGUUUCCAGCUGCACGUGUCCCUGGUUUCUCAAGAUGAUUCCACGGCCUAUGCUUCAUAUGACAAUUUCUGGCUCGAAGACGAAACCAAAUUCUUUGCAAUACACCUUGGCAGAUAUGCUGGCAGUGCAGGUGAUGCUUUUCGAGGGUAUGACCAAGAGCAGAAUCAAGAUACGGCCCCUUUCAGUACCUCUGACGUUGACAACGACGGCUGUUCUCCAUUCUGCACGUUUGCUGAUAAAGCUGUUGAGAGCUGCAGUGAGAACCAGAACAACACUGGAUGGUGGUUUAACCAGUGUGGCAAGGCAAAUUUGAAUGGCUCACCUUUGGACCAAGAUCUCUCCACCCAGUCACAUAUCCACUGGGACACCUGGACCAAAAAUGGCACGCUUGUCAACAUCAAAUCAGUGACUAUGAAGAUCAGGAGAGUUGAGAUCCCGAAUUUAAAAUAAAUCCAUGAAGAUUCUGAACAUGAUGUGUUAAAAUGGAACAAAAUAUCAUUUGGAGUCAAAUGGGAAUUAAACUUUUGGCAUGUGAUUUAGUCCACUGUGCCUUUUAAUCUUGGGUCACAGCCCAAAAUAUUCAUACUAAUCUUUUCAUUGUUAUGAAUGAAGGGAAUUGUGUUAUUACUAGACAGUUUUAUUUACAUGGAACACUGCUAGAUUAAACCAAAUAAUUCAGUCUGAAAGAAACUGUCAAACUAUCAACACUUGAAAUUCCCAGAAGCACUUUUUUUUAAUUGACUGUUGUACUUAGUUUGCAUGAGACAUUAGAUUUUAUUCAAAACACUCAAAGCCUGCUUCUGCCUCAGAGCGAAGAAUAAAAAGGUAAUUGAGAUAAAGUUUAAAAUAAAGCAAUAUAAAAUAAAAUAAAAUAAUUUUUUUAUUUUACAAUUUCUAUUGAAAACAAUUAGACAUUGUGAUUAAGUGACUGUAAGAUAGUGUGAAAUAUAAAGUUGUGAGAGUUAUGAAGUCACAAUUACUAUAUAGUCACAUUUAUAUAAAGUCACUCUGUAAGAUUUAAAGUUGCAAUUACAGAAACAGUUGCAGCUGCAAGAUACACAUUCACAUUGUUGGAUAUACAGUAGAUACAAGUUUCCAUACAAAACAGGUGAAUUCAGGUUGACUGGGACACAUUAAUUCUAGAUGUGAUGAAAAGCACUCAAUAGACAGUAGAGCCCAAAGAACAAUUAAUGUGUUCCUAAAGGUAUGGACUGUCAUGAGAGCUCGCUCUUAGACGUGGGUGGCCUGUUGUUUGUCCUGAUUCAUUGGCAGGACAGAGAUAAUUAACACGCUUAAAAUAAGCUGCGUAGUGUGUGGGCCACUAUUAGCAUCGCUGUCCUUGGGUAAAUAUGUCAGUCGUUACAUGUGUAUAUGUUAAACCAUCUGUACUGUCUAUUUAGAGCAAAGAAUCCUGCCAAAUUUUGUCCUGCCAAAGACUAAACAGAAAGUCCAGUUCUGCUGAAGCAUUUCAUGAGUAGGACCUUGCACUGGGCCUAUUAUGUGGGAGUCACUGUGAGAGAGUAAUGUCCUUGCUCAGACAUAAAACUUUCCCAUGUUUAGAAAGCAAAGCUUCUUCCCUACUCUACACAGAUCCAUCCACUCAUUUAUGGAAAAUGAGCUGCAAAAAUGGCUCAUUCUGAAAUCAUUAUCGUUAUAAUGUCACCAUGAACACAUUCAGGGGCAUCAUCUAACUAUUCAUUUUUCUUUUUUUUUUGCCUCACUUAUAUCCAUGAUAUGAGCGUGAAACAUUUUAAAAACAUAAGGUAUGUUAGACUAGUGAUUUUCAUUUCAUUUUUCAUUUACAUAAUUUAUAUGAAGAUGGAAGUUUAAUUUUAAAGGGUUCACCCAAAAUUUAAAAUUCUGUCAUUAAUUACUCACCUUCAUGUCUUUCCAAACCUGUAUGACCUUCAUUCAUCUUCGGAACACAAAUUAAGAUAUUUUUAAUGAAAUCUGAGUGCUUUCUGUCCCUUCAUUGACAGCCUAUGCAACUACCAUUUUCAAGUCCCAGAAAGGAAGUAAAGAGAUCAUUAAAGUAA
This is a messenger RNA of Ctenopharyngodon idella (grass carp), 3245 nucleotides long. RefSeq names its product angiopoietin-like 5 (gene angptl5). The transcript is spliced from 8 exons. Lineage: Eukaryota; Metazoa; Chordata; Actinopteri; Cypriniformes; Xenocyprididae. The record is from RefSeq and is a predicted model, not a curated record. The coding region runs from base 511 to 1659 and encodes 382 amino acids.